This is a messenger RNA of Aspergillus aculeatus ATCC 16872, 1812 nucleotides long. Its product is annotated as glycoside hydrolase family 32 protein. Lineage: Eukaryota; Fungi; Ascomycota; Eurotiomycetes; Eurotiales; Aspergillaceae. Gene Ontology annotation, molecular function: sucrose alpha-glucosidase activity. Bases 1 to 1812 code for a protein of 603 amino acids. The transcript has 2 exons. Gene Ontology annotation, biological process: sucrose catabolic process. The record is from RefSeq and is a predicted model, not a curated record.
AUGCACUGCCCCCCUCCCUUGUCAGAUCACACGAGCCUCCUCCAUCAAGAGACAUUUUCUGAACAGACCGAACAGUGGCGCCCAUCGUUCCACAUCACUGCGCGCAAUGGAUGGCUGAAUGACCCGUGUGGAUUGACAUACGAUCCCACCACUGGUCUCUAUCACCUGUCGUUUCAAUGGAACCCCAAGGGGAAUGAUUGGGGGAAUAUAUCGUGGGCACACUGUACAUCAUCUGAUCUGCUCACCUGGAAACAAGCCCAGGAGCCGUGUCUAACUCCCUCGGCCGAGUAUGACAGGUGCGGUGUGUUCACAGGUUGCCGGAGACCUGGUACGAUCUAUGGGGAGUCUGGGGCCCUCACCACGAUUUAUACUUCAGUGAAAUGCUUACCCAUUCACUAUGCACGACCCUAUGUGGCCGGCUCCGAAUCGAUCAGUCUUGCGACUUCCACCGACGGAGGGACAACAUGGCAGCGUCUUGAAUGCAACCCAAUCGUGCCAGGGCCCCCUGAUCAUCUUUCCGUCACAGGCUGGAGGGACCCUUUUAUCGCUCAAUGGCCAUUUAUCCUACAACAGCCGGGAGCCCUAGCAUCUUCGGAUCUGUGUGGGUUCGUUUCCGGGGGCAUUGUCGGAGAGACCCCGACUGUCUUUGUCUACUCAGUAAACCCACAGGAUAUGCGAGAGUGGAGCUAUGUAGGAUACUUGGCUCACAUAGGACUUCACUCUCGACCAUCCCGCUGGUCGGGCGACCUAGGGGUCAACUGGGAGGUUGCGAAUUUCGUCUCGCUGACGGACGACCAGAACCGACCCCGGAGCUUCAUCAUCAUGGGGGCCGAGGGCGUGUCAACACGAGGCAAGCCUCGGAGAAGAGCAGCCAGAGCACAGCUUUGGAUGUCCAUCGAGCCCUCUCCCGGAAUCGGGACGCAACAGCAGCCCCUUGCAACUUAUGCCUAUUCGGGCAUCUUUGACCACGGCUGCGGAUACGCGGCCAAUUCGUUCUGGGAUCCCGUCACCUCACAACACGUUGUCUACUGCUGGAUCGCAGAAGACAGUCUCUCCGAUAAAAUUCGGCAUCAGCAGGGAUGGAGUGGGACACUUUCCAUCCCUAGGGUCGUGAACAUAAUGACACUGCACCGCGUGAUGCGCGCGCGCUGCGCGGAGCUCACCGCUAUCACAUCUAUAGAGUCCGAAGCUGAUUUCAGAGGAACGUGCACCGUUCGCACCCUGGGUAUUAGACCAGAUGCUAGAAUCGAGAAGCUUCGAAGCAAUGCGCACAGAAGCCACCUAGCUAAUAUGUCUCUACAAAACCCGGCCAAGCUAGCUGCAUCACUAGGCACCAGCGUCUCUAUAACGACGAGCAAGUGGGAACUUCAAGCCGAGAUAUCCGUCAGAAAGGACUGCAGCCAAGUGGGACUGUUCAUAGAUCAUGGCAUAGAUGCUCAACGUCGUACUACUUUGUCGUGGAACGUACAUCAAGAGACGUUCAUCAUCACCCGCCCUUCACCUCCCGCUCCUGAGAUAGACCAUGACCCGGAGAGUGCGCCGCAUACUCUCUUCACUUAUGAGACCGACCAAGGCGAGCCACGGGAGGAGACGCUCCGGAUCCAUGCAUUCUGGGAUACCAGUGUACUGGAAGUCUUCGUCAACGAGAGAACGGUCAUCUCGACCCGAGUCUACCUCAUGCCGGCCGACCAAAAGCGAUCCAUAUUGCAGUUCUUCGCAAUGGGGGGAGAUGUUCAGACACAGCCUUCGGUGGAGGAUAGUCCUGCCCUUCUUUUAGAAGCAAAUAUAUGGGACGGACUGGUUGCGACAUGA